Messenger RNA from Bactrocera dorsalis (oriental fruit fly), 859 nucleotides. RefSeq names its product cuticle protein 8. The transcript is spliced from 2 exons. Gene Ontology annotation, cellular component: extracellular matrix. The record is from RefSeq and is a predicted model, not a curated record. Lineage: Eukaryota; Metazoa; Arthropoda; Insecta; Diptera; Tephritidae. Bases 145 to 483 code for a protein of 112 amino acids.
UAUUCAUAUGGCCGACUUCGUGCAAGUGAGUAUAAAAGCUACAUCAAUGUGGGCAAACAGCAUUAAACACAGCGAGACAAUUGGAGUAGCAGCAGCAGUAGUACUCAAGCCACAGUGAUUAAUUAAACAAAAGACUCAAACAACAUGAAGGCCUUUUACGCACUCACUUUGCUAGCCGUCAGCUACUUCGCCAGCACCAGCGCAGGCCUCAUUGGACAUGGUAUCCCCAUUGCCAUCGAUUUGGAGGAAAACAGCCCACCGCAAUAUGAAUUCCACUAUUCCGUGCAUGACACCCACACCGGCGACGUUAAGGAUCAGUUCGAGCAUCGUCAUGGCGAUUAUGUAACCGGCCGUUACUCGCUUAUUGAACCCGAUGGCCAGCGUCGUGUUGUGGAGUAUAAUGCCGAUCCAUUGUUGGGUUUCACCGCUCAAGUGCAUCGGGAAGUGCCAGUUAUCCGCCAGCUGCCCUUACAUCGUCAUUAAAAGUUUGCCAGCAGAAAAGCAGUAGUGACAUAUACACCUACAUAUACUUGUAUAUUCAUUCUUACAUAUCCAUACAUUUUAUUUAUAUCGACAGUUCUGUAAAGCAUAUGCAUUGAUCCUUACACACUUACACUUACACACACGCAUGUACAUACAUACAUACAUAUUGAACCAUAUAUAGCAGAAUUUAAAGUUGUCCAGAUAACAUGUUGGGCAAAAACUAACAGUGUGUUGAAGACAUGUAAUGUGGACGACCCUUUAUACACAUACUCUUAUAAUAAAAUACAUACAUACUCCACAUAAAGGCCUUGAGCUACUCAUUGCAACAUAUACCAUUUCACAAACAUUCAAAAAUAAAUGAAAUUAUUUAUGCAAA